AUGGGCAAGAUCGACUACAGCAAUGGGAUCUCAAUCCUCCAACUAAUUAUCUACUUCCCCGCCAUCUUUGUCUCUAUCUUCCUUGUCUUCCGCCAUGGCAUCCGCACAAACAGCGGUUUCAUCUUCCUUACUGUCUUCACUCUCCUCCGCAUCAUCGGCGCCUGCUGUGACCUCGCAACAAUCGACAACAGCUCAACAUCACUAUACACCACCUAUGCUGUCACAAGCUCAAUCGGUCUGACUCCAAUGCUGAUGGCCUGUUCCGGACUUCUCUCUCGAGCCGACGGUUCCAUCAAGAAGGUCACAGGCCAUGGUCUCCCAGAGCUCCCAACUUUCCGCGCUUUCCGUCUUCUCAACAUCGUCGCCUUGAUCCUCUGUAUCACAGGUAUCACCCUGAACAUGGGAGACAGUGGCGAGAUCAAGCCGUCCAUCGAAGCAAAGAUCGGCAUGAUCCUCUACAUCGUCGCCUGGGUUUUCAUGAUCCUCCUGCUCGGAAUUCUCAACGCUCGCCGUGGCGGUCUCGAGCCCGGUGAGAGCCGUACUCUGCUCGCUGUCGCCAUUUCCUCGCCGUUCAUCCUUGUCCGUGUGGUCUACGGUGUCCUCGUUUGGUUCCUGGACAACAAGACCUUCGGCAUGGUUGGUGGAAACGAGACCGUUACUCUGGUCAUGAGUGUCCUGAUGGAGUUCGCUGUUGUCAUUACCAUCCUUGGUAUUGGUGUCACCCUUCGUGUGCGUGGAAGUGAGCACCAGGUUCUUGAUAAGGAGCGUGGCCUUCAGUCUUCUCGGUCUUAA
Molecule: messenger RNA, 792 nt
Organism: Penicillium pulvis
Lineage: Eukaryota; Fungi; Ascomycota; Eurotiomycetes; Eurotiales; Aspergillaceae
Exons: 2
Coding region: 1-792 (263 amino acids)
Source: RefSeq, a predicted model, not a curated record